UGAGCAGCAAACGGACGCACCUGAACCUGUCUGUCUUAAUUAGACAGUAGCUCGUCUGAACACAAGUUACGAGCCACAACAACGACUUCGAAAUAUCUUAAAAAUACAGUUAAAAUGUAGAUAAAAACAGUUGCGACUUGUUUGAACCGUCGAAUAAGUGAUUUGUUUGCCAAACGAGAGUGAGUAAGUGAAGCUAGCUCGCGCGCCGGGGACUGAAUUUCGUGCUGUUAGCUUGUUUCAACUUUGAGGAAAUAUGUAACUGUGACAAAUGAGACUGUAACAUGGAGCAGUCGGCUACUCUCGACAUAGAGACGCUGAAGAUUACCCAGGAGCAGUUUAUCCUUGCAUCCCAGUCCCUGCAUCUCCAGCGACCGGGCUGUGAUGCCGUGUACCCAGUGGGUCUGUACGGCUGGAGAAAAAGAUGCCUCUACUUCUUCCUGCUGCUGCUCCUGGUCACCAUGAUAGUUAACCUGGCCCUCACUGUCUGGAUAAUAAAGGUCAUGAAUUUCUCAGUGGAUGGAAUGGGAAACCUUCAUUUGAAGCAAGACGGGAUUCGCCUGGAGGGAAUCUCCGAGUUUCUCCGGCCUCUUUACGUGAACGAGAUCCAGUCCAGAAGGGACAGCUUGCUGGUCUUGGGGUCAGAAAAGAAUGUAACUCUGAACGCCAGAAACGAACAAGGCCAGCUGACCGGUCAGCUCACAGUGGGACCUGAGGCUGUGGAGGCCCAGUGCCAGAGGCUGGAGGUACGAAGUAAAGACGGAGGCAGACUGCUGUUCACUGCAAAUGAGGAGGAGAUCAUCAUGACAACAGAAAAGUUCACUGUCACAGGCUCAGAAGGCGCCGUGUUUGGACAUUCAGUCGAAACUCCCCUGAUCCAGGCGAGGGCUUCUGAAGACCUAAAGCUGGAGUCUCCAACACGGACCCUGACCAUGGAGGCUCCCAGAGGGGUCGAAGUGAGCGCUGCCAAGGGACCACUGAAGGUCAGCGGUCGAAAAGAUCUACAGCUGGAGUCCACAGAGGGAGAGAUACUUUUAGAUGCCAACAUCAUUCAGCUGGGUACUCUCCCGCUGGGCGUCUACACAGCUUCGGCCAAUCAGGCCUCCCACGAGCAGGCUGUUUACGAGGUGUGUGUGUGCCCCAGUGGCAAGAUCUACCUCUCCCCUGCAGAGACCAGCUCCACCUGCCAGGCCAUGAGCAACAUCUGCCUGUGGAGCUGACCUGGGAGCAGUGAUGGUAAUGGGGGACACCUCUAACAUCUGCUCUGGAGCUGCUGAGAUUGAGACUCCUCCGUUGGUACAUCUGACGGAGAGUGCACCGCAGCGAAGAGGGAGCUAGAGUUCAUGUCGGUAUAGAAGCACCCAGGGUC
Plectropomus leopardus (leopard coralgrouper) is the source of this 1366-nucleotide messenger RNA. Its product is annotated as zeta-sarcoglycan-like. Gene Ontology annotation, biological process: cardiac muscle tissue development; heart contraction. NCBI's taxonomy places the organism in Eukaryota, Metazoa, Chordata, Actinopteri, Perciformes, Serranidae. The record is from RefSeq and is a predicted model, not a curated record. Gene Ontology annotation, cellular component: sarcoglycan complex; sarcolemma.